This is a messenger RNA of Budorcas taxicolor (takin), 1869 nucleotides long. It is a transcript of the gene PAK3, whose product is annotated as p21 (RAC1) activated kinase 3. The record is from RefSeq and is a predicted model, not a curated record. Gene Ontology annotation, biological process: intracellular signal transduction; regulation of MAPK cascade; regulation of actin cytoskeleton organization. Gene Ontology annotation, cellular component: cytoplasm. The coding region runs from base 127 to 1869 and encodes 580 amino acids. The transcript has 17 exons. Gene Ontology annotation, molecular function: protein serine/threonine kinase activity; ATP binding. Lineage: Eukaryota; Metazoa; Chordata; Mammalia; Artiodactyla; Bovidae.
GUUUCCCCCAAGAGAGAGCAGCUGAGUCCUUGCACCCUGUGACAGCUGCUGUUCCCAGCCCUGAGCCCAUCGGAGGUCCUGCAGCAGUGGCAGUGUGAGGAGCUGUGCAAUCAGUUAUAACUGAAAAUGUCUGACGGUCUGGAUAAUGAAGAGAAACCCCCAGCUCCCCCACUGAGGAUGAACAGUAACAACCGGGAUUCUUCGGCACUCAACCACAGCUCCAAACCACUUCCUAUGGCCCCUGAAGAGAAGAAUAAGAAAGCCAGGCUUCGCUCUAUCUUCCCAGGAGGAGGGGAUAAAACCAAUAAGAAGAAAGAGAAAGAGCGCCCAGAGAUCUCUCUUCCUUCAGACUUUGAACAUACGAUUCAUGUUGGGUUUGAUGCAGUCACCGGGGAAUUCACUAACUCCCCCUUCCAGACAUCUAGACCUGUGACGGUCGCUUCAAGUCAAUCAGAGGGAAAAAUGCCAGAUCUCUAUGGCUCACAGAUGUGCCCAGGGAAGCUCCCAGAGGGAAUUCCUGAGCAAUGGGCACGAUUACUCCAAACCUCCAACAUAACAAAGCUGGAACAGAAGAAAAACCCCCAAGCUGUUCUAGAUGUUCUCAAAUUCUAUGAUUCCAAAGAAACAGUCAACAACCAGAAAUACAUGAGCUUUACAUCAGGAGAUAAAAGCGCACACGGAUACAUAGCAGCCCAUCCUUCGAGUACAAAAACAGCAUCAGAGCCUCCUUUGGCUCCUCCCGUGUCUGAAGAAGAAGAUGAAGAAGAGGAAGAAGAAGAAGAUGACAAUGAGCCCCCACCAGUCAUUGCACCAAGACCAGAGCAUACAAAAUCAAUCUACACUCGUUCCGUGGUUGAAUCAAUUGCUUCACCAGCAGCACCAAAUAAAGAGGUCACACCACCUUCUGCUGAGAACGCCAAUUCCAGUACUUUGUAUAGAAAUACAGAUCGGCAAAGGAAAAAAUCCAAAAUGACAGAUGAGGAGAUCCUAGAGAAGCUAAGAAGCAUUGUGAGUGUUGGUGACCCAAAGAAAAAAUACACAAGAUUUGAAAAAAUAGGUCAAGGGGCCUCAGGUACUGUUUAUACAGCGCUGGACAUUGCCACAGGACAAGAGGUGGCCAUAAAGCAGAUGAACCUUCAACAGCAGCCCAAAAAGGAAUUAAUUAUUAAUGAAAUUCUGGUCAUGAGGGAAAAUAAGAAUCCCAAUAUUGUUAAUUAUUUAGAUAGCUACUUAGUGGGCGAUGAACUGUGGGUAGUCAUGGAAUACUUGGCUGGUGGCUCUUUGACUGAUGUGGUCACAGAGACCUGUAUGGAUGAAGGACAGAUAGCAGCUGUCUGCAGAGAGUGCCUCCAAGCUUUGGAUUUCUUGCACUCAAACCAAGUGAUCCACAGAGACAUAAAGAGUGACAAUAUUCUCCUUGGGAUGGAUGGCUCUGUCAAACUGACUGAUUUUGGGUUCUGUGCCCAGAUCACUCCUGAGCAAAGUAAACGAAGCACGAUGGUGGGAACUCCCUAUUGGAUGGCACCUGAGGUAGUGACUCGAAAAGCUUAUGGUCCGAAAGUUGAUAUCUGGUCUCUGGGAAUUAUGGCGAUUGAAAUGGUAGAAGGCGAACCCCCUUACCUUAAUGAAAAUCCACUCAGGGCAUUAUAUCUGAUAGCCACUAAUGGAACCCCAGAGCUGCAGAAUCCUGAGAGACUGUCUGCUGUAUUCCGUGACUUUUUAAAUCGCUGUCUUGAGAUGGAUGUGGAUAGGCGAGGAUCCGCCAAGGAGCUUUUGCAGCAUCCAUUUUUAAAAUUAGCCAAGCCUCUCUCCAGCCUGACUCCUCUGAUUAUUGCUGCAAAAGAAGCGAUUAAGAACAGCAGCCGCUAG